Molecule: messenger RNA, 1128 nt
Organism: Priceomyces carsonii
Lineage: Eukaryota; Fungi; Ascomycota; Pichiomycetes; Serinales; Debaryomycetaceae
Exons: 1
Coding region: 1-1128 (375 amino acids)
Biological process (GO): peptidyl-histidine methylation, to form tele-methylhistidine
Molecular function (GO): protein-L-histidine N-tele-methyltransferase activity
Source: RefSeq, a predicted model, not a curated record
AUGAGUUCUAUCUUUUCAUCUCAUUAUUCCAGUAUCCUGAUUUCUCAGAAUAUGGCAUUCUCCUUUGGUUUCACUACUGAGGCUCUAUCAGAUGACGAGCUAAACGAGUACCAAGAGGUAGAACAAUCCAACACAAGAGAAAAAAGAAGUGCUUUAGAAGCUUUUUCAGAAAAUAUUCCAGUGGAUUAUUUACCUAAGCUCCAGCCCCUUGGAGAGAUCUUGAAAUCACUUGAAGGUGUCCGACUCAGCUAUGACAGGUAUGAUACUCCAGCCGGACAUAAUUCAAUAUUUAAAAGAGACUUAUUUGACGUUAAACAUCAGGUAAUGUGCGAAGAAGAAAGAACUAGAUCUGUGAGCAGUGACGUUCUUUUGCAAGAAAGCAGAGAAUCAGACUUAAAAAAAAACUAUUAUGAAGGAGGAUUUAAAAUAUGGGAAUGCUCCUAUGAUAUGAUUGACAGGUUGGAGGACUUCUAUGAAUCUGGAAAAUUGUCGCAGUAUUCUACAUAUUUGGAACUCGGAUGUGGCACAGCGCUACCCACUUGUUUUCUACUCAAAAAGAAGCUUGAAUCCAACAGUAAGGUCCCAACAAAGUUUAUCUUAUCGGAUUUCAACUAUGAGGUCUUAAGAUUAGUAACUUUGCCUAAUUUGAUUCUUCAGUGGAUGUCAAGUAUACCUAGAGAGAAGCUUAUUACACUUUCUUCUAGUGAAGAUGGCCCUUCAUUAGAAUCUGGUGAGGUCCUUUUGAGUAAAAGAGUACUCCAAGAGUUCCAACGGACCUUGGAAUUUAACUGCAUAUCUUUAACUUUUGUCUCCGGUUCUUGGGGAACUCAAUUUAACAAGUUAGUUGAGAAUUUUGGAGUAGACUUCAUAGUAACUUCAGAAACAAUUUAUUCCAUGGAAUCACUACCAGUUGUAGCAGAGUCUAUCGUCCAUAUUUUGGAUCAAUCUAACAGUGAGCAUUCUUGCUGUCUAGUUGCAUCCAAGAAUAUAUACUUUGGAGUGGGAGGUUCAGUCAUGGAUUUUAUUUCCUAUAUAAAAGAGAGGAUUUCGCCUGGCUAUGAACUCAGUGUAGAAGAAGUUCCCAGCUCCCAGGUUAAAAGAUCUAUCAUAAAGCUUGAACGUGUUUAA